GGUUGAGGAAGGAGCUGUUACAGCCUAGCUGGACUCAGCAGCUCUACCAUGAGGUUCCCUGUGUGUCUGACCUUGCUGGUACUGCUUGUAGCCCAAGGAACAGGGAAAGACUGUCCUCACAAAAAGGCUGCUACUCUUCUGCCAUCCUUCACGGAGACACCUACAACCACCGGAAGCACAGCAAGCCCUACGACCACCCACAGGCCCACCACAACCAGCCACAGGCCCACCACAACCAGCCACAGGCCCACCACCACCAGCCACAGGCCCACCACCACCAGCCACAGGCCCACCACCACCAGCCACAGGCCCACCACCACCAGUCAUGGGAAUGCCACAGUUUCUCCCACCACAAACAGUCCAGGCUUCUCCACUGUUGGCCCUCACCCUGGACCACCUCCGCCCUCACCAAGUCCUAGUCCAAGCUCUACUGGGGCUCUUGGAAACUACACAUGGACUAAUGGUUCCCAGCCAUGUGUUCAGCUCCAAGCCCAAAUUCAAAUUCGCAUCUUGUACCUGACCCAGGGUGGAAAAAAGGCCUGGGGCCUCUCUGUAUUGAACCCGAACAAAACCAAGGUCCAGGGGGGCUGUGACAGUGCCCAUCCCCACUUGGCUCUCUCAUUCCCUUACGGACAGCUUACCUUUGGAUUCAAACAGGACCGACAUCAGAGCCACAGUACAGUCUACCUUAACUACAUGGCAGUGGAAUACAAUGUGUCCUUCCCACAAGCAGCACAGUGGACAUUCUCAGCGCAGAAUUCAUCUCUUCAAGAGCUCCAAGCUCCCCUGGGCCAAAGCUUCUGUUGCGGAAAUACAAGCAUAGUUCUUUCUCCAGCAAUUCACCUGGACCUGCUCUCCCUGAGGCUGCAGGCUGCUCAGUUGCCGGACAAGGGACACUUCGGGCCAUGCUUCUCUUGCGCCAGUGACCAAUCUCUCUUGCUGCCUCUCAUCAUUGGCCUGGUCCUCCUGGGCCUCCUCACCCUGGUGCUCAUUGCCUUCUGCGUUACCCGGAGACGACAAUCAACCUACCAGCCCCUCUGAGCAUUUGCUCCAGUCCACUCUGUAGGCCACCAAGGAGCAUCCUCAUUUCUUCAGCAUGCAAUUGACUCAACAGAGUUAUCUCCCUUCUCUGUCUUUAAGAACAAAAUUAAGAGAUUUUUAUAAUAGGGGUGGGGAAUUAAUAAACAUGCAUGGUACGCA
Messenger RNA from Rattus norvegicus (Norway rat), 1200 nucleotides. RefSeq names its product Cd68 molecule (gene Cd68). NCBI's taxonomy places the organism in Eukaryota, Metazoa, Chordata, Mammalia, Rodentia, Muridae. The record is from RefSeq and is marked provisional. Gene Ontology annotation, cellular component: plasma membrane; lysosome; lysosomal membrane.